UUCCUAAUGCGCAUGCGUAGAUUUCAGCCUCUUCAAGGAAACGCCGCUGUCGUCUCGAGCCAAUGAGUUACUACCGACUCAAGCCUCUCCCUUAGGCGAGCCAUAAAAGCUUCACAAACGCAAGACGAGCUUGGUUCGCCCCCAGUCAAAUUGACAAGGACGGUUUACAAGGCACGUCAAUUGUUUGCGAAUAUGGACAAUGUCAAAGGGUUACUUCAGGGGCUGAAGCUGGACACCCAGUCCUCAGCCGCUCUCCUCGCCGGGGCUGCCGCCUGCAUAACGGGAACUAUGGUGGUGUUAGCACGGGCGGUCGAGGGCCGCCUGGACGCUCGGAGGAAGAUUCAGAAAGCCAGAAAUCUGAGACAUGACAGUCUGCUGAGAGCUGAAGAGGCUGUGCUUCAGUACAAGAACGCGCAUCCAAAGAUGGAUCCAUCUCUCAUUUUAUCUUUGACUCUGGCUGACCUGACAAAUAAACUGAAGGAUGGCCUGCUGAGACCCGAAGAUGUAUUUUACGCCUACAUGGAAAAGACUAUCAAUGAAAACAAAAGGUUAAACUGCUGCACCGCCAUCCUGCUCGAGAGUUUUGACCAUCUGAAAAAGCUGGACUGCAACAAGGAAGGUCUCCUGUAUGGUGUUCCGGUUAGCAUCAAGGAUAACUUUGCGUACAAGAACUACGACUCCUCCUGCGGCUUACUCGCCAACCUUGGCCAACCGGCUGAGGGACACUCGGUUAUUGUGGAGGUCUUGCGAAGACAAGGUGCCAUUCCCUUUGUAAAAACCAACAUCUCCCAGGGAAUGUUAAGUUACGACUGCAGUAACAUCAUCUAUGGGCAGACGGUGAACCCGAAUAACCUCGAGAAAACCAGCGGAGGUUCUUCCGGCGGUGAGGCGGCUCUCAUUGGCGGAGGCGGUUCCAUCCUCGGCAUAGGCAGCGAUAUCGGGGGCAGCAUCCGUAUCCCCGCUGCGUUCUGCGGGAUCUGCGGCCUCAAACCGACUGUGGGGCGACUGAGCAAAUUGGGUGCGAGCAGCGUUUCUCCCGGGCAAAAGUCAGUGGUGGGAACGCCUGGGCCCUUGGCGAGGGAUGUGGACAGCUUGGCUCUGUGUAUGCAGGCGCUGCUCUGCCACCACAUGUUUGAGCUUGACCCAACUGUCCCUCCAGUGCCUUUUAACAUGCAGAUGUAUAAGAGCACCAAGCCUCUGAGGAUCGGCUACAUGGAAAGCGACGGCCUGUGUCCACCCACGCCGAGCAUGACCCGAAGUCUCAGAGAAGUCAAAACUUUGCUGGAGCAGGCGGGCCAUACCAUGGUACCAUACAGUCCUCUGAGGAUAAAAGAGACUUUUCUCCUCAUUUCCAAAAGCGUCUUUGCAGACGGAGGGGCCUCCCUGGUCCAAAAACUGAAGGGAGCACCUCUUGAUCCUACUCUCAAACCACAAGUGUUGCCUUUCUAUCUUCCUUGUUGGCUGAGGAAGAUCCUCUCGUUCCUGAUGAGACCUCUGUCUCCUCGCGGUUCGUUCCUCCUGCAAGCCACCACCGGAGUCGGAUCUGUUGUGGAGCUGUGGGAGCAACACUUGGCUGUGCAGGAUUACAUUCAGGAGACCCUGGCGGAAUGGAGAAGGUGCAAGAUCGACGUGCUGCUCUGCCCCAUGUUUGGACCCGCCUAUAACUUCUUAUACUGCGGCAGCCUUGGCUUUCCUCUGGGUUACACGGCAAUCUACAAUCUGCUCAACUUUCCUGCCGGUGUUGUUCCUGUUACCACGGUGACAGCAAAGGAUGAGAAGGAACUGGCCCAUUAUGAGGGCUUGCAUCGGGACCACUGGGACAAGCUUUACAAACAGGCAUUGUCGGGAGGCGAGGGUCUGCCCAUGGCCGUGCAGUGUGUCGCCCCGCCGUGGCAGGAUGAGCUGUGCCUGCGCUUCAUGAAGGAGGUGGAGGAGCUUGUGAAACAGAGCAGGAAGAAGUGAGGGCUGAGGUAUCGGUCCGUUGAGUGAACGAAAGUUAGGACGCUUAAGAUAAGUGAGUCUGUCACCAGUAUCACAAAACACAACCAUUUCCACUUUGCACUCAAGCUAAUUUAAGCCUGGCGAGUACUGUCUUUUUAUAUAGAAAGAAUCAUAAUACUUGACCUAUACGACCAGUCAAAAAAUGAAAUUUGCUUUCUAAUGCUAUUGAAUGAGAAACUGUUUCCAAACCUUAGAAUGUACAGACAGUACUGUCAAGAUAUCACAGAAAAUUUGAAACGACUUCAUUUUUUCCUUCAUGAGUUUAUGGUGGUCUAUACGGUAUGCAGGAUACCUACUAAAAUGUGAAUUUCAUGACUUGAAAAAAAACAACGGGAAACCAGCUAAAAUCCUCCUAUCUUAGCAGACUAUAUCUGUAAAAGUCAGCUGGGAUCGGCGCGAGUAUAAAACGUUUGAGAUCGAUGUCCUGAGUCUGAUAAGUGUCAAUUGUUGCAAGAUCCUUUGAACGUGAGGAAACAGCACCGUCUGCUGGCUAAGGACAGUAGUGCCUUGAGACUUCAGUGAACUCAACUGACCUCACGAUGAGCAGUAACGAGACAGAUAAUGAAACAAUCGUUGUU
This is a messenger RNA of Hippocampus zosterae (dwarf seahorse), 2579 nucleotides long. Its product is annotated as vitamin D3 hydroxylase-associated protein. Bases 193 to 1962 code for a protein of 589 amino acids. Gene Ontology annotation, biological process: fatty acid catabolic process. The transcript is spliced from 15 exons. The record is from RefSeq and is a predicted model, not a curated record. NCBI's taxonomy places the organism in Eukaryota, Metazoa, Chordata, Actinopteri, Syngnathiformes, Syngnathidae. Gene Ontology annotation, molecular function: amidase activity; fatty acid amide hydrolase activity.